AUGAGCCUCUCUUUGCUCGGACCCGUGGUCCCUCCUCUACUUAACCUGGGGUCAGUGGGAAUUAUGCACCCCGUUCUUGCUAACCUUUCCGAUACCUUGAACACGGCAUUUCGGGAUCAUGGUGGUUUUGCCAGUUCGAUGAGCGGUGAAGAUUUAGUAUCUAUCACGGUCUUGUCUACUGAUGCCGACUCGGUGUAUCGAAUUGGUAGUAUUUCGAAGCUCUUUACUGCCUACAUGCUUUUGGUCAACUACGGGUGGGAAUAUUGGGAUAAGCUAGUCAUAGAUUUUAUACCUGAAUUACGUGGGCAUUCUAAGAGUAUGAAUGAUGUAAUUGACUCUGUGGACUGGGAUGAAGUAACUAUUGGCUCCUUGGCAUCUUAUCUUUCUGGUAUUGGGAGAGACUUUAGUAAUGGUGACUUGGCGAGCCAAGACUUCCCCAGGGAAGAGGCUAGUCUGCCAAAGCUUCCGUUAAAGGAUAUUCCUGAUUGUGCGGGAAACUCUACUCUGCCGCCCUACAACCGAAAAGUGCGUGGUUUUAAGAUACCGGCGACGAAGCACCGAUUAUAUUCCUCCUCACUGGAUUUGGCUCGUUUUGGCCAAGCAGUCCUGCAGAACCGGCAACUAUCUCCGGCCAUUACCAGGCGCUGGAUGAAGCCUACUUCUCACACCGCGUCACUGAGCUUGUCCGUCGGAAGUCCCUGGGAGAUCCACCGAAUGAGGAGCAACAUAACCAACGGACGUGUCAUUAACUUGUAUACAAAGUCUAGCUCGCUGGGCAGGUAUAAUUCGUUGCUGGUGCUUAUUCCGGAUUUCCAAAUCACCUUUUCUAUCUUGACGGCUGGCAUCACCAGCAGCCCCGCCAUAAAGGUAGCCACAGAAUUGGUAACAUCGUCCCUCCUGCCUGCUCUCGAGAAAAUUAGCGGCAUCCAAGCCUAUGAGAACCUCUGCGGGACAUACGCGUCAACCACAAAGCUAGAAAACUCCUCUAUUAGUAUCACGGCCGACGAGAAAGGGCUUCUAGUUAAAAGCUGGGUCAGUCGAGGCGUCGACAUUCAAUAA
Molecule: messenger RNA, 1059 nt
Organism: Fusarium vanettenii 77-13-4
Lineage: Eukaryota; Fungi; Ascomycota; Sordariomycetes; Hypocreales; Nectriaceae
Exons: 5
Coding region: 1-1059 (352 amino acids)
Source: RefSeq, a predicted model, not a curated record